Cryptomeria japonica (Japanese cedar) is the source of this 1386-nucleotide messenger RNA. Its product is annotated as aspartic proteinase nepenthesin-1-like. Gene Ontology annotation, biological process: proteolysis. Gene Ontology annotation, molecular function: aspartic-type endopeptidase activity. NCBI's taxonomy places the organism in Eukaryota, Viridiplantae, Streptophyta, Pinopsida, Cupressales, Cupressaceae. Gene Ontology annotation, cellular component: extracellular region. The record is from RefSeq and is a predicted model, not a curated record. Bases 1 to 1386 code for a protein of 461 amino acids. The transcript has a single exon.
AUGGCUGCACUGGGGGUUUUGAGGUCAGUAGUCCUAAUCCUAUUAUACUUCGUUUCGUAUAACUCUUGCGAUGGAGGGAGACUUCCGAAGCGGGCGAAUAAUUACAGAGCGGAAUUGAUCCGCAGAGAGUCCCGGUUGUCUCCAUUUGCAAAAGCCCACAACCUGACCACACCUCAACGGGUGCGGCGAUCUGUGGAUAUGAGCCAAAGGCGGCUGGAGAGGCUGCAGGCCUUGGCAACAGGACGCGCCGCAAAUUUCUACAGCCCGGUGAGUGUAACCGACAACGAAUUCAUAAUGCAAAUGGGCAUAGGGCGUCCCUCUCCACUUCUACAGCAUAUGAUUGUCGACACAGGCAGCGACCUCAUUUGGCUGCAAUGCGGACCCUGCAUUAGCUGUUAUACACAAAAGGAUGCCUUGUACAAUCCCCAUAGAUCUUCCACAUACAUGAAUGUUUCAUGCAAUAGCAAGUUUUGUAAUGGGCUGAAUUCAAAUUCGUGCCGUUAUCCUGACUCGUGCGGGUACUCGUAUGGAUACGGAGACGGUUCACUCACGUCCGGAAACAUGGCCUCAGAAACUUUCAGUCUGAAAAGAAGUGAUUCGGCUUCGUCCGGGUGGGAAGCUAUUCCGCACAUUGCCUUUGGCUGCGGUAACCAGCAGGAGGGUGAUUUUGGUGGUGUCGCCGGUUUAGUUGGUCUUGGAAGAGGCGUCCUUUCUCUGGUGUCUCAGCUGGGCGAGACCAUCAAACACAAGUUUUCAUACUGCUUGGGAUCUGUUGAAGACGAGUCCAGCGUUAGCCCUCUCUUUUUGGGAGACGCUCCGAUUGCUGAUCUUCCUGGAAAGUUUCAAUCUACUCCUUUCAUUGGAGUUAAUGACUCCAAUUACGUUUCAACUUUCUACUAUCUUGACUUGCAUGGAAUCAGUGUUGGCGGCACGGCGAUUAAAUAUCCGGCUUCUACAUUUUUAGUUGAUUCUUAUGGAAACGGCGGGCUGAUAAUCGAUUCCGGAACCACGCUGACUUUUCUGGCCGACCCUGCGUACGAGCCCUUCCUGGCCGCUGUCAAGUCUAGUAUCAAGGCUAAGCCUGUGAAUGCUUCUUCUAUCGGCGGAACCGAUCUUUGCUACAAAAGCACGGUGACCGUGUCGAAGCUUCCGCAAAUUGCUUUUCAUUUUGCAGGAAAUGCAACAUUUAAUGUGCCUCCACGGAACUCGUUUCCCUUGGUAGAGGAUGAUCUAGGACGGAAGUUGCUGUGCUUGGCAUAUUCUAGUGCAGGGCCUGAAGGUUCCUUGUCUACAUUUGGAAAUAUUCAGCAGCAAAAUUACAAUAUCAUUUAUGAUCUGGGCAAGAACAAACUCUCGUUUGCUCCUGCCAUCUGUAACAGUCUAUGA